CAAAGAUUAGAACCUGCUCCUCACAGUUGUGUUGGUGUGUGUGUGAGGGUUUUCAGAAGGUUUCUGUUGGAACUUGAUCCGGAUCACUUUUCUUCUUAAUUAGCUCAAGAUGUUUCUGUUCAUCAUCUGUGAUUCAUUCCUCUCGGCGGUUUCUCCUCAACCUUCUCCUCUUUGUUCCCGCUGCAGGUGGGCUGUGAUGGUGUGACUCUGACUGGAUGAGACCCCGUCUGUUCAUCCACCCCUUCAUCCAUCCGUCCAUCGCUCCGUCAGCUGGAGGAGAGAUCUGAUGAGAGGAGAGCAGAGGGAGGAGAGAAGAGACGACCUGAGAUGGCCAGCGCAGCUGACAGUGUAGGCAGUCUCGGAGCUGAGCAGAACCACCUGAGCGUCCCGGUCUCGGAUCAUGGAGCCUGGGCGACGGCCAUGAACAACCUGGGCAUCAUGCCGAUGGGAAUCAGCAGGCAGCCGCUGGUUUCAGAGUCUCUGUGCAUCCAGAGGUUCGAGCCCGGCCUCGGUCUCCUCACUCCCAUCAACCCCAUGAUGGCGGGAAUCAGCCUGGUCCCGCCCCCUCCCAUCCCCCCUGACAUGCCCGUCAUCAAAGAGAUCAUCCACUGCAAGAGCUGCACGCUGUUCCCCCAGAACCCCAGCCUGCCCCCUCCGUCCACCCGGGAGCGCCCCCCCGGCUGUAAGACGGUGUUUGUCGGAGGUCUGCCGGAGAAUGCCACAGAGGAGAUCGUCAGGGAGGUGUUUGAUCAGUGCGGAGAGAUCACCGCCAUCCGAAAGAGCAAGAAGAACUUCUGUCACAUCCGCUACAGCGAGGAGUUCAUGGUGGACAAAGCCAUCUACCUGUCAGGUGAGUCACACAGCAUGAUCGUCUGCCCUCGCAGCGUGGUGUUAGGUCGACUGAAAGUUAGGCUGAGACACAGAGAACGGCAUGGAUGGGACUCCAGCGUCCCUGCAGGAACAGAUGGGUGA
This is a messenger RNA of Labrus bergylta (ballan wrasse), 972 nucleotides long. The record is from RefSeq and is a predicted model, not a curated record. NCBI's taxonomy places the organism in Eukaryota, Metazoa, Chordata, Actinopteri, Labriformes, Labridae.